Messenger RNA from Hemibagrus wyckioides, 2081 nucleotides. It is a transcript of the gene acot8, whose product is annotated as acyl-CoA thioesterase 8. Gene Ontology annotation, cellular component: peroxisomal matrix. Bases 26 to 991 code for a protein of 321 amino acids. Gene Ontology annotation, biological process: fatty acid catabolic process; acyl-CoA metabolic process. Gene Ontology annotation, molecular function: fatty acyl-CoA hydrolase activity. Lineage: Eukaryota; Metazoa; Chordata; Actinopteri; Siluriformes; Bagridae. The record is from RefSeq and is a predicted model, not a curated record. The transcript has 6 exons.
CAGUUCUUCCUCUCCCAAAUCCAAAAUGGCGGAAAACGGCGCAGGGUCAGCGGAUGUGACAGGAGAUGACAUUUCUAUGAGCUAUACGGAAUCUCCAGAUCUGAGAAGCGUCCUGGUGACGAGCGUUUUGAAUUUGGAGAAGCUUGACACCGACCUUUACAGAGGGAAGCAUCACUGGGUUCCUCGGACACAGCGCCUGUUUGGUGGUCAGAUUGUGGGUCAGGCUCUGGUGGCUGCUGCCAAAUCCGUCAGUGAUGUGAUGUAUGCUCAUUCACUGCACUGUUACUUUGUACGAGCAGGAGACCCCAAGGUUCCGGUGCUUUACCAGGUGGAACGCACUCGAGAUGGUCGCAGUUUCUGUGUGCGAUCGGUAAAAGCCGUCCAGCACGGUCAGCCCAUACUGAUAUGUCAGGCAUCCUUUCACAAGCUGCAGCCCAGUCCGCUAGAGCACCAGUUCAUCAUGCCCAGCGUCCCCUCACCCGAUGCCCUGCUCUCCAUGGAGGAACUCAUCCAGCAGUACCUCAGCAACCCGAAUUUGGCUGAUAACGCUAAACAGGGGCUGAAUAAGAUCCUUGCGGAUGAGGUUCCCAUUGAGGUGAAGCCGGUAAAUCCUCCUGAUUUUUAUAGACGUCUCCCCAUGGAGCCAAAAAAACUGUUCUGGGUACGCUCAAAAGGACAUAUAGGAAAAGCAGACAUGAAGCUUCACUGCUGCGUCGCUGCGUACGUGUCCGAUUACUCAUUCCUCGGCACCACGAUGCUGCCGUUUCCCCAGUACAGGUCCCAGUUUGUAGCCUCUCUGGAUCACACCAUGUGGUUCCACAACAAAUUCCGAGCAGAUCAGUGGAUGCUGUAUGAGUGUGAAAGUCCAUGGGCAGGAGGCAGCAGAGGCUUGGUGCAAGGCCGCUUGUGGAGACAAGAUGGUGUUCUGGCAGCUUCCUGUGCACAAGAGGGAGUGUUACGAGUAAAAGAUAUGACUCGGAGUAAUCUUUAGAUACAUUCCCAUUCAGCACCGGUAAUUCCUACAGCUCUUUAAGUGCAUCCGUCUAAGCCGAUCACAUGCUUGCAGCAAUUAACAGUAAUUAACAUAGAUUUACACAAUCACAAUGAGCUCCGAGGAUGGCCCGUGAUGGACCGUUCACAGAGCAGUCAGUGAGAACCGGGAGUGGUGAUUUCUGUCACACUGGCAUUGUUUCAGCAGCAGACCUCUUAAUAUAGGACAAAAGCACCUGAAUAGAGUGUGUGUAAUGGUCAAGCUCAUGGAAAUAAAUCGCACAGACCCCGUCAGAGAUGAUCUGGGAUAGAUUAGUUUACGCUUUAAUAACAGAAUUUUUAGGUCAUUCAUUUUAGGACAUUAAUUAGGCUUACAUUGCAGUACUGUUGAAUACUUGGUUCUGAUUGGUCAGACUGUAUCGAUUCAUUUUCCAGUUCUGGCUCCAAAUCACGAAUUUAUAUUAAUGCACUUCUUCUGAUUUGUUAUCGAUUUUUAUUUUGGUGAUAUAGCUAUAGUGAUUUUUGUAAUGUGUGUGGGGACAUUGAUAAUUUCUUGAAGAAGUUUCCAGUGUCAGAGCUUUAUAAUGGUCAACAGAUAAGCUGUAACUUUUUUCCCAACAAGUCUUCCAGCACUUUUGAUCAGUGAGGUUAAGAUUUCUCGGUAUCAUGAUCUUUUUGUCUUGUAGAGAGGAAUAAGUGUGAGACUGGUAAGGAAAUAACUGUUUAUUGCACAACAGGAGCUUGUUUUGCGAACGCAAUGUGACCUUAAUUUUAAAAAAUGUUCAUUUUUGUGUACAUUGUUAAUUUUUCCAGUAACAUCUCACCCUGAUGUGCUUCAUUCCUCAUUCAUGUAACUUAUCCAGGGUUGAUUGCCGAGCUGCUAAUAGGUCCAACAUCAUUUAAAACACAGAUUGAUGCACGAUAAGAUUCAUCUUAUUCCUUUCUACGAAUGUAUGUGAAUUUAACUCUUAAUGAGUACAAUUCACAUGUACAAAGGUAACAGAUGAGACUAUUGGUAAUUUUUUACGAGUGUCUGGAAAAUGUGUUUGCAAUUUAUAUACGAAUAAAAUAAUAUUUAAUUUCUAGAACAA